AUGAGUAAAGUACCAUGGGUGGGAACAUGGAGGCCUCAUCGUCCAAGAGGUCCAGUCAUGGCCCAAUUUACCAGUCCUGGGCCCAAGUACUAUGUACAGGGAGCAACAGGUUUUGUGUCGCACAUCCCAACCAAAAGGAGAGCCCCUGCCUACAGUAUGCAUGGGACAAAGCCCCUGAUCAGUAAAGAGUGCUUUCCGGGUCCUUACCCUGUGCAGUCCUCUAUGACUCACAGAGGGAAGAAAAGUUCUCCCGCUUACACAAUGGCUGGGCGUCCCAGAGUAAAAGUGGAGACGACACCAGGCCCUGCUUCUUAUUCACCCGAGAGGUCUCAAAAAAUUGUCUAUAAAAAUGCUCCUAAGCAUUCCAUGUCAUUCAGGUAUGAAGGCGCCAAAGUUGACAGCACUCCAGGUCCUAACGCAUACACGAUCCCCCAGGUGCUUGGACCAUACACAGUGACCACAGCCACCAGCCCUAGCUACACCUUGAUGGGGAAGAGUAAGCUUGGAUGUUUUCAUGAAGAUCUCCAUAAGACCCCAGGCCCCGCUGCAUACAUAAAACCAGAUACAGAGCUUUACAAAAAGAGAGCACCAAAGUACUCCAUGGGAUUCCGAACUAAGACUUCAGCAAAUAAACUAGGACCUGGACCUGCAUACUAUGAAGUCGGAAAGGUAUCAUUGAACAAAUCUUGUGCUCCAGUCAUUUCUUUCGGAAUCAGACACUCUGAUUAUACAUCACCUCUUAUUGUGGAUGUCUAUUGA
This is a messenger RNA of Gekko japonicus, 759 nucleotides long. Its product is annotated as outer dense fiber protein 3-like. Gene Ontology annotation, cellular component: cytoskeleton. The coding region runs from base 1 to 759 and encodes 252 amino acids. The transcript has 6 exons. Lineage: Eukaryota; Metazoa; Chordata; Lepidosauria; Squamata; Gekkonidae. The record is from RefSeq and is a predicted model, not a curated record.